Messenger RNA from Solanum pennellii, 2158 nucleotides. RefSeq names its product probable alpha-amylase 2. The transcript is spliced from 11 exons. Gene Ontology annotation, biological process: carbohydrate metabolic process. The coding region runs from base 605 to 1828 and encodes 407 amino acids. Gene Ontology annotation, molecular function: calcium ion binding; alpha-amylase activity. Lineage: Eukaryota; Viridiplantae; Streptophyta; Magnoliopsida; Solanales; Solanaceae. The record is from RefSeq and is a predicted model, not a curated record.
GUACUUAAAUUUAAUGGGUUUUGAAUCAGUAACAGUAAAGUUGGUCGUUUAAUUAAUGGCAAUUUGUAUGAACUGUCACCACGCCAAUGGACAGUCGCCGCCGUUACCGCCACCGCACCAUUCUCGGCGCGUCGUAAAUCUCCUCCACCCCAUUGCGUCAAUUCCAAGCUUCCAAUGAACAAUUGCCACGUGUCACUGCCAAUUCACCGUCAAACAUGAAUAUCAGUGACGAACGAUUUCGGAGUGGAACGAAUCAGGGAAAUGGAUUACUUUCUGUAAAUUCCUGGAAUCUCAACUCCAUUUCGUAAAUAUAAAAUUAAAAAAUAUUGUUCUUUUUGAAUUUCUUGUUUAUGUCGUGAUCGAUUUUUUUUUACUAGCAGAAUCCCUACUUUUCUUCAAUUGCAAUUCUCCUUUUUCCGUUUCACGGUUGAGAAUUCAUGAUUCCGUAUUAGAGGAAUCGAUCCGAUUAAACUAAUUUCACUUUUCGUCUGUAUUAAAUACCAGAGUUGCUAGGUUGAGGAACGUAAUUUCAAGCUGCGAUCGGCUUUUUUUUCCUGAACAAGCAAAGUAAGGUUGUGAGUUCGAGUUAGCAAGGAACGUUGCGAUGGGGUUUGAUGAAAGUCAGCAGUCUGAUCCAUUGGUUGUGAUACGCAAUGGAAAGGAGAUCAUAUUGCAGGCAUUCAACUGGGAAUCUCAUAAACAUGAUUGGUGGAGAAAUUUAGAUAUGAAAGUUCCUGAUAUUGCAAAGUCUGGUAUCACAACUGCUUGGCUGCCUCCGGUGUGUCAGUCAUUGGCUCCUGAAGGUUACCUUCCACAGAACCUUUAUUCUCUCAAUUCUUCAUAUGGUUCUGAGGAUCUCUUAAAAGCUUUACUUGAUAAGUUGAAGCAGUACAAAGUUAGAGGGAUGGCAGACAUAGUCAUUAACCAUCGUGUUGGGACUACCCAAGGGCAUGGUGGAAUCUACAAUCGCUAUGAUGGAAUUCCUAUGUCUUGGGAUGAACAUGCUAUUACAUCUUGCACUGGUGGAAGGGGUAACAAAAGCACUGGAGACAACUUUAAUGGAGUUCCAAAUAUAGAUCAUACACAAUCCUUUGUCCGGAAAGAUCUCAUUGACUGGAUGCGGUGGCUAAGAUCCUCUGUUGGCUUCCAAGAUUUUCGUUUUGAUUUUGCCAAAGGUUAUGCUUCAAAGUAUGUAAAGGAAUAUAUCGAGGGAGCUAAGCCAAUAUUUGCAGUUGGAGAAUACUGGGACACUUGCAAUUACAAGGGCAGCAAUUUGGAUUACAACCAAGAUAGUCACAGGCAAAGAAUCAUCAAUUGGAUUGAUGGCGCGGGACAACUUUCAACUGCAUUCGAUUUUACAACAAAAGCAAUCCUUCAGGAAGCAGUUAAAGGAGAAUUCUGGCGUUUGCGCGACUCUAAGGGGAAACCACCAGGAGUUUUAGGAUGGUGGCCUUCAAGGGCUGUCACUUUUAUUGAUAAUCACGACACUGGAUCAACUCAGGCGCACUGGCCUUUCCCUUCACGUCAUGUUAUGGAGGGCUAUGCAUACAUUCUAACGCACCCAGGGAUACCAUCAGUUUUCUAUGACCAUUUCUACGAAUGGGAUAAUUCCAUGCAUGACCAAAUUGAAAAGCUGAUUGCUAUUCGGAGGAAUCAAGGCAUACACAGUCGUUCAUCUAUAAGGAUUAUUGAGGCACAGUCAAACUUAUACGCUGCAACCAUUAAUGAAAAGGUUAGCAUGAAGAUCGGGGACGGAUCAUGGUGCCCUGCUGGGAAAGAGUGGACUCUCGCGACCAGUGGCCAUCGCUAUGCAGUCUGGCAAAAGUAAUAUUAUAGCUACUCACUUAAUAUAUAUAUAUAUAUAUAUAUAUAUAUGUAUAUAUAUAUGUGUGUGUGUGUGUGUUUUUCAAAACCCGUGCACCUACUUCUAAUACUGGAUCCUCCUCUAUUGGUUUGGUUGGAGUGAUGACUUUUUUUUAUUUCUGUUCAUUAGACAUUGCAGAAUGUUAAUAAAAGUGUUCUUGAAUGCAAUGUAAUAAGGAGGUUUAGGUUUAUUUAUUCAGUUAUCCUUUUGUAUGAGGGAAGAAGCCAUUUUCAUGUCACAAAGAUCAAAGGGUUGUCUUUUGUUUCUUAUAUAAAAUGUGACAAUAUUCUGUUA